UUUUGUUGUUUUGUGUUUAACAAUUAAACAAUUUAAUGUUUUUUCAGAAAAUUUUGAAACAAUGCUAAGUUCUAUAAAAGUUAGAAAACUACAUAAUGACGAUUUAUUUUACAAAAAAGUUGACAUUUCUGAAAGAGAAAAUUUAACAAUAUACAUGUACUCUUUAACAAACGAUGAAGAACAAUUAUUAGACAAAAAUUUAAAUGUAUUUUACAUUUACAUAAACUGCAAAAGUGUUAACUACGAAAACCAAAGGUACGCUGAUAGAUUAUUUGGAACAAGUUCAACAAUCGUACGACAUGGAAAGUAUAUACGAUUAUCAGAAGAAUGUUUUAACUGCAAUCAUAAAACUACUAUACAAAUUAGUCAUAUUGCUAGACACAGAUUCCUUUAUUAAUAAUAAUCUUGAAAUUAAAAGAUAUGUUAGUAUUCUAGAUGACAUAUUAAAAACAACUGCGGAUGUUCCAAUAGAAUAUACUAAUUAUAUAAAUAAAUUGUCAAACUUAUUUCAUGAAGCAUAUAAUAAAAAUGAUUUUAUUGAAAACAUUACGAAUUAUAAUGAUUCACUUAGCAGUACAAUUGUAUUAGAUUACUCUAGACUUACUAAGAUUAACGAUGUUGAAAAUAAAUUGAUGGGAACUUUAGCUGUGCUAAGACAAAACAUUAAAGAACUUCAUUGUUUUAAUCAGUAUUUUAAACAACUUCAUGUUGAACACAACAGAUAUUACACACCAUUCGCGAAAAGUACAAUGAUAAUUGAAACCAUGAAAGAAAGUGAAAAAAUCUAUAUGGAAUCAUUCUGCGACUUUACCAUCAAUAUAUAUAAACUAUGUUUCGGAAUUACUAUACUUAAUAAUAAAAGUGCCAGUUCAGAGCAGAAUAAUAAUAUAUUUUAUAAUGAGCUAUGGAAUGAUUUUCAGGAAAUCAAAGAAUAUUUAUUUAUAUUAAUCAGGAAAAUAGAAACAAAAAAUACGGAGCUCUUCAGAAUUGCAAGUAAUAUAAUCAUUAUUUUGGUAAACCGGGAUAACUGUUGUAACGUUUCUAGUGAUAUAAAACGACUAGCGCAUAUAAUUAUGAAUGAAUUGAAUAGGUAUGGAAUUAAAUACUGUAAACCAGACAGAUAUACAUUUUUGUUUUUUAAUAAUAUAUAUUAUAGUGAAUUUGGAAAUAAAAACUUCAUCGCUAGAGAUAUAAAACAAUUUUUGACUGGUCUUUCGGAUAAACAAAGUGGUAUUGAAUAUAAUUAUAAUCAUUAUAAUUUAAAGUUCUUGUGUCAAAAUUUUGUUGAAAACUCUAAAGUUUUCCCUUAUUAUAAAAAUCGAAUAAUAGUUUACUGGAAAGGAGAAAAGAUUAAUAUUGAAGAAUUUAGUGGUGUCGAUAAAUUGUUCAUAUUAAACCCUGAAUUUUUAUAUGGAUUUUAUGAUAUUUAUUUCAAAUAUUAUGUUGCUGCGUAUUUUUAUGAAAUAAUAAAUUUGCGUAAUAUAAUAACAAAUAAAAAUUACAAAUUGGAGAAAAAUAUAACAACCACAUUUAAAGAAGAAGAAUUUCCAGAAGGUCUGAGGUCAUUUAUAGUUAAAAUCAAAGGCUUAUUAGCCAAAUUAUUAUUAACAAUGAAAUGUGAUGAUGAAAUCAAAGUUAAAUUGGAAUCUAAAGUUAAUAAUUUGUUUCAAAAUAUUGAAUUACAAUUUAAAGAGUUUGGUUUUGUUUUUGAUUACAAGUGGGAACAAAUUGAAGAUAAUACAAUCAAUAAAUUUAUGAUCAUAUCACAGGAAAUAUCUUCUAAAGUAAAAGAAUUUCAUGAUAAUUAUUACUCAUUAGUUAAUCCUAAACCAUAAUUGAUUGUAUAAAAAAUAAAUUACCGCUUCUAAUCUCUUUAAUAUCGAUAUUUUUUAGUAUAUUAAAAAUAUUUCAAAUCCGGAAAUUCCGUAUUUACAUAAAUAUAAAUGAAUGUAUUUAUUUUAUAUUAUUGUGUAUUCAAUUAAAAAUACUUCGGGUAUACUUUGUACCUAUAAGUA
This is a messenger RNA of Rhopalosiphum padi (bird cherry-oat aphid), 2015 nucleotides long. RefSeq lists its product as uncharacterized. The transcript has 2 exons. NCBI's taxonomy places the organism in Eukaryota, Metazoa, Arthropoda, Insecta, Hemiptera, Aphididae. The record is from RefSeq and is a predicted model, not a curated record. Bases 300 to 1835 code for a protein of 511 amino acids.